Lepidothrix coronata (blue-crowned manakin) is the source of this 1395-nucleotide messenger RNA. It is a transcript of the gene CYTIP, whose product is annotated as cytohesin 1 interacting protein. Lineage: Eukaryota; Metazoa; Chordata; Aves; Passeriformes; Pipridae. Gene Ontology annotation, molecular function: protein binding. Bases 42 to 1100 code for a protein of 352 amino acids. The transcript is spliced from 8 exons. The record is from RefSeq and is a predicted model, not a curated record. Gene Ontology annotation, biological process: regulation of cell adhesion. Gene Ontology annotation, cellular component: cell cortex.
CAUGGCGCAGGGCUUGGCAGGGCCGCUCUGAGCCCCUCGCCAUGGCCCUCAGGCGGCUCCUGCAGCAGAACCACAACGCCAACGCCGUGGGCUGCAGCCCCGACGGGGAGCAGGCACUGCCCACGGCCGGGCGGAGGAUGCAGCACUUGGCCAGCACGGUGGGGACGCUGCCCCGCGGGCGCAAGCAGCUUGCCUUAGCCAGAUCCAGCUCCUCGGGUGACUUCUCCAAGCCACAAAGACACCUCGUUGCAAUAUUGAAAGAAGAUAAAGAGACGUUUGGGUUUGAAAUCCAGACCGUUAGGUUUCCAAACCAAAAUGAUUUCUCCUUGGAGGUGUGCACUUACAUCUGCAAAAUUCAAGAGGAAAGUCCUGCCCAUCUCUCUGGCCUACAGACUGGCGACAUCCUCGUCAGCAUCAACGGCGUCAACACCGAGGGCUUUGGUCACAAGCAGAUAGUGGACUUGAUAAAGUCUUCAGGGAACUACUUGAGGUUAGAGACGGUCAAUGGGGCCUUGUUCCUGCGGAAAAUGGAGCUGGAGGCCAAGCUGCAGGUACUCAAGCAAGCGCUGCACCAGCGGUGGGGGGAGCUGCGGGCGCUGCUGGCCCGGGAGCGGCACUUGCUGCACGGGAAGGCGAACGACAACGCUCUGCUGGGCGCGCUGGACCUGGAAGAGCCCAGCUCGUGUGGCGGCUGCAGCUCGCCAGGACCCCUCUUCCCGAGCAAGCCCCGCUUCUCCAGCGAGAGCAGCUCCCGCAGCCGGCUGAGCUCGAUGACGGUGGGCAGCGAGGACAGCUUCUUCCAGGGCAGCGCCUUCGAGGACUCGGCUGCAGAGAGCCUGAGCCGCCAGUCCAGCGUGGACGAUGACUGUGUGUUCCCCAGGGACGGGGACGGUGCUGCCGGGAGGUGCUCCCUGCGCAGGAACCGCAGCGUCAGCCUGGCCAGCAGCGGCUCCAUGUCCCCGCUCUGGGAGAGCAGCAGCUACUCCAGUAGUUUUGGGACCCUCCCGCGGAAAAGCAGGAGAGCCAGUGUCCGGAAGCAUCUUUUGAAAUUCAUUCCAGGGUUUCACCGGGCGGUGGAAGAGGAAGAAAGCCGUGUCUGACGUCACACGUGUCACCCUCGAUGUCUGGGCUCUGCCCGUGGGACCGAGGCAGCCCCUCGCCCCGGGCACUCCGUGGGUGAAGGGCGGUGGCACGGCAGGGCACUCCUGCAGACAACAGCACUGAUGAGAUUUACACAGCUCUGGGCGUUUAAUUAUUUUCAUUUUUAAUCAGGGCACGCUGUGGACCUCUUCAUUAACGUGAGAAAUGUGAAGAACCUUUGCAGAACUUCCUCAGCGAACUUUAGUGUUAAUAAGAGUUUUUAAUUGAAUGCGAAAUUGAUAGCUAUUUAUUUCC